CCCCCGUGCCAGCCUCGGGGUGAGCGGCCUUUCCCCAAACGCCUGCUGGAAAUUUCCAGAGGCACCACAGCAGUCCCGAAACAAAAAGCUGCUGUGCCUCCCCGCAGGCGCUUCAUUUUGGGAUCUAUUGCUCCUGGCAGGCACGCCAUGCUCUGCUUCACCGACUGAAUUUAAACCUCUUACGUGCUGCUCAGUUGGAGGGUUUCAUAUUAAGUGUCCAAAAUCAGAAUUAGUCCCAGCACCGUGACUUUUCCAUCAUGUCAGAACCUAUCACGCUCAAUGUUGGAGGAAAACUCUAUACCACCUCUCUGUCCACUCUGACUAGCUUUCCAGACUCCAUGCUGGGGGCCAUGUUUAGUGGGAAGAUCCCAACCAAGAAGGACAGCCAAGGCAACUGCUUUAUUGACAGAGAUGGCAAAAUCUUCCGCUAUAUCCUGAACUUUUUACGAACUUCUCACUUGGACCUCCCAGAAGAUUUUCAGGAAAUGGGCUUACUGCGACGGGAAGUAGAUUUUUAUCAAAUUCAGCCCCUGAUUGAGGCCUUGCAGGAGAAGGAAGUAGAGCUUUCUAAAGCAGAGAAAAAUGCCAUGCUCAACAUCACCCUUGAUCAGAAGACCCAGACCGUUCACUUCACUGUCCGAGAAGCACCCCAGAUUUACAGCCUGUCUUCCUCCAACAUGGAAGUGUUCAGUGCUCAUAUCUUCUCCACGUCAUGCCUGUUCCUGAAGCUUCUUGGUUCCAAACUGUACUACUGUUUCAAUGGAAACCUUUCCUCAAUAUCCAGUUACCUGCAGGACCCCAACCACUUGACCUUAGAUUGGGUUGCAAGUGUGGAAGGCCUUCCCGAAGAGGAGUACACCAGGCAGAACUUGAAGAGACUCUGGGUGGUGCCAGAUAAUAAGCAAAUCAAUAGUUUCCAGGUGUUUGUGGAAGAAGUGCUGAAAAUAGCCAUGAGUGAUGGUUUCUGCAUAGAUUCUGCUCAUCCACAUACUUCAGAUUUCAUGAAUAAUAAGAUUAUUCGCCUAAUUCGGUACAAGUAGGAAUGGCUGUUUGUU
Messenger RNA from Poecile atricapillus (Black-capped chickadee), 1055 nucleotides. It is a transcript of the gene KCTD21, whose product is annotated as potassium channel tetramerization domain containing 21. The transcript has 2 exons. The coding region runs from base 258 to 1040 and encodes 260 amino acids. Gene Ontology annotation, molecular function: cullin family protein binding; histone deacetylase binding. Lineage: Eukaryota; Metazoa; Chordata; Aves; Passeriformes; Paridae. The record is from RefSeq and is a predicted model, not a curated record. Gene Ontology annotation, biological process: ubiquitin-dependent protein catabolic process; protein homooligomerization.